Molecule: messenger RNA, 7295 nt
Organism: Sphaeramia orbicularis (orbiculate cardinalfish)
Lineage: Eukaryota; Metazoa; Chordata; Actinopteri; Kurtiformes; Apogonidae
Product: disco-interacting protein 2 homolog C
Exons: 39
Coding region: 166-5097 (1643 amino acids)
Source: RefSeq, a predicted model, not a curated record
UUGACAGCAGUUUGCGGCGGACGAACAGCGCCGCUGCCGCAAACGGAGCGACUCUCACUCACAGUCAGCCCGAGUUUGGAUAUUUUUCGGAGGGAAUUUCGGAGCGAGAAAACAGGGGGGGAAAAGGCCGGAGAACAGCCGCAGAAGUCGGUUCGUGUGGGCGGAAUGGCGGACCGGGACCCGGUGCCUCUUCCUGCGGAGGUUCGGGCUAAACUGGCCGAGCUCGAGCUGGAGUUGUCGGAGGGUGAUAUCACACAGAAGGGCUAUGAAAAGAAGCGAACCAAGCUGAUUGGAGCUUUUUUCCCACAAGCACCAGGGAUGGACCCGUCCAUGGGGCAGGAGCGGAGAACGCCGGUCACCCCGUCCUCGUCGUCACGGUACCACCGCCGACGGUCCUCUGGGUCCAGAGACGAACGCUACCGAUCAGACGUGCACACGGAGGCGGUGCAGGCGGCGCUGGCCAAGCACAAAGAGAGGAAGAUGGCGGUGCCGAUGCCUUCGAAGCGGCGGUCGCUGGUGGUCCAGACGUCGAUGGAUGCCUACACACCACCAGACACCUCCUCAGGUUCAGAGGGCGAAGGUCAGGGUGACGGCGAAGAAGAGGAAGGAGGAGAUGGUGAAGAAGAGGACGGAGGCGGCGGCGGAGGGACGUCGUCGAGCCGCGAGGGGAGCAUCAGCAUGGAGCACUGGAUCAGCCGGGCCAUCCACGGCACCUCCUCCACCACGACCACCACCUCCUCCACCGCCUCCUCAUCCUCCUCCUCCACCCGCAGCGGAGGCAGCGGGGCGGCCGGAGGCAGACUGGCUGACGUCCUGGCCCAACACGUCCACAUCUCCGCCCACCACCACCACCUCCGACACCACCAUCACCACCACCACCACCACCACCAUAAGUCAGGCCUGUUGAGCCACCUCUCCUUGAGGAGGCGGAGGAGGUCGGUACCAGCUGGUUUGGUAGAAAAUGGGAACUCUGGGCGCCGGAGCUCCGUCGAGAACCACUCGGCCCCUCCUGACGUCACCGGCUACACCACCACCACCGACGGCAUCCAGGUGGAGAGGGCCCCGGGUGCCGGCUCCACCACCCAGAAACAGACGCCCAAGUAUGGGAACGCAGAGCUGAUGGAGACCGGAGAUGGCGUUCCCGUCAGCAGCAGAGUUUCAGCCAAGAUUCAACAACUGGUCAACACUCUGAAGAGACCCAAACGGCCGCCGCUCAGGGAGUUCUUCGUGGAUGACUUUGAGGAGCUCCUGGAAGUCCAGCAGCCGGACCCCAACCAGCCCAAGGCCGAGGGGGCCCAAAUGGUGGCCAUGAGGGGCGAGCAGCUGGGCGUGGUCACCAACUGGCCGCCGUCGCUGGAGGCCGCCCUGCAGAGGUGGGGCACCAUCUCCCCAAAGGCGCCGUGUCUCACCACCAUGGACACCAACGGGAAGCCGCUCUACGUGCUCACCUACGGUAAACUGUGGUCCAGGAGUGUGAAGGUGGCCUACAACCUGUUACACAAACUGGGAACCAAACAGGAACCACUGGUCAGACCUGGAGACCGGGUGGCGCUGGUCUUCCCCAACAACGACCCGGCGGCGUUUAUGACGGCAUUCUACGGCUGCCUCUUGGCCGAGGUCGUCCCUGUGCCAAUAGAAGUACCGCUGACCAGGAAGGACGCUGGCAGUCAGCAAAUCGGCUUCCUGUUGGGCAGCUGUGGAGUAACGGUGGCUCUGACCAGCGACGCCUGCCAUAAAGGAUUACCCAAGAGUCCCACCGGAGAAAUCCCACAGUUCAAAGGCUGGCCCAAAGUCCUGUGGUUCGUCACAGAGUCCAAACACCUAUCCAAACCUCCACGAGACUGGUUCCCACAUAUCAAGGACGCCAACCAGGACACGGCCUACAUUGAGUAUAAGACGUGUAAGGACGGCAGUGUCCUAGGCGUGACGGUGAUGAGGAUAGCCAUGCUCACACACUGCCAGGCCCUCACUCAGUCCUGCUCAUACACAGAAGCUGAGACCAUAGUGAAUGUAUUAGACUUCAAGAAGGAUGUGGGACUGUGGCACGCCGUCCUCACAAGUGUGAUGAACAUGAUGCAUGUCAUCAGUAUUCCCUAUGCCCUGAUGAAGGUCAACCCUUUGUCCUGGAUCCAGAAAGUCUGCCAGUAUAAAGCUAAGGUGGCCUGUGUGAAGUCGCGGGACAUGCACUGGGCUCUGGUGGCCCACCGGGACCAGCGAGACGUCAACUUGAGCUCCCUGCGCAUGCUGGUGGUCGCCGAUGGAGCCAAUCCCUGGUCAAUCUCGUCCUGUGAUGCUUUCCUCAACGUCUUCCAGACCAAAGGCUUGAAGCCAGAGGUCAUCUGUCCCUGUGCCAGCUCCCCCGAGGCCCUGACCGUCGCCAUACGGAGGCCGUUGGAGGAGGGCAGCACCCCCCCUGGUCGCGGCGUGUUGUCCAUGCAGGGUCUGAGCCACGGCGUGAUCCGGGUCGACUCGGAGGAGAAGCUGUCGGUCCUGACGCUGCAGGACGUCGGCUCCGUCAUGCCCGGAGCCAUGAUGUGUGUGGUGAAGCCUGAAGGAGUUCCUCAACUCUGUAAGACCGAUGAGAUCGGUGAGCUGUGUGUUUGUACCGUUGCCACGGGAACCUCCUACUAUGGUCUGGCUGGUAUGACCAAGAACACUUUCGAGGUCUUCCCUACGUCCAACAAUGGAGCUCCCAUUAGUGAGUUUCCCUUCACCAGGACCGGUCUGCUGGGCUUCAUCGGACCUGCAGGCCUCAUCUUUGUGGCAGGGAAGAUGGACGGUCUGAUGGUGGUCGGCAGCCGUCGGCACAACGCUGAUGAUAUAGUCGCUACGGCGCUUGCAGUAGAACCCAUGAAGUUUGUCUACAGAGGCAGGAUAGCAGUGUUCUCCAUCACGGUGCUUCAUGAUGAGAGGAUCGUGGUUGUGGCUGAGCAGCGGCCAGACGCCACUGAGGAGGACAGCUUCCAGUGGAUGAGCCGAGUCCUGCAGGCGAUAGACGGUAUCCACCAGGUGGGGGUCUACUGCCUGGCUCUGGUCACCUCCAACACCCUGCCCAAGACCCCCCUGGGUGGCAUCCACCUAUCAGAGACCAAGCAGCUGUUCCUGGAGGGGGCGCUGCACCCCUGCAACGUACUAAUGUGUCCUCACACCUGUGUCACCAACCUGCCCAAACCACGGCAGAAACAACCAGAGAUCGGGCCUGCGUCCGUGAUGGUGGGGAACCUGGUGUCGGGGAAGCGGAUCGCCCAGGCCAGCGGCAGAGACCUGGGCCAGAUCGAGGACAAUGACCAGGCAAGGAAGUUCCUCUUCCUGUCGGAGGUGUUACAGUGGCGAGCCCAGUCCACUCCAGACCACAUCCUCUACACUCUGCUCAACUCCAGGGGUACAAUAGCCAGCUCUCUGACAUGUGUUCAGCUGCAUAAGAGAGCAGAGAAAAUCGCCGGGAUGCUGGCUGAGCGGGGCCACCUACAGGACGGAGACCACGUGGCACUGGUCUACCCUCCAGGUAUCGACCUCAUUGUGGCGUUUUACGGCUGCCUUUACGCCGGCUGUGUCCCAAUCACCGUACGACCGCCUCAUCCCCAGAACAUCGGCACCACGCUGCCCACCGUCAAGAUGAUCGUGGAGGUCAGUCGGUCAGUGUGUGUGAUGACCACACAGCUCAUCUCCAAGCUGCUGAGGUCCAAGGAAGCCACAGCUGCCGUGGACUUUCGGACCUGGCCUCCGGUCCUGGACACAGACGAUUUGCCAAAGAAGAAACCUCCUCUGCUGUAUAAACCGUCCAACCCUGACAUGUUGGCCUACCUGGACUUCAGCGUGUCCACCACCGGGAUGCUCGCUGGAGUCAAGAUGUCUCACACAGCAACGAGUGCCUUCUGCAGAUCAAUCAAGCUGCAGUGUGAGCUUUACCCGUCCAGAGAGGUCGCCAUCUGUCUGGACCCGUACUGCGGCCUCGGCUUCGUCCUCUGGUGCCUUUGCAGUGUGUACUCAGGUCACCAGUCCAUCCUGAUUCCUCCGUCGGAGCUGGAGGUGAACCCUGCUCUGUGGCUGUCGGCCGUCAGUCAGUACAAAGUGCGCGACACCUUCUGCUCCUACAGCGUCAUGGAGCUGUGCACCAAAGGCCUGGGUCUGCAGACCGACGCCCUGAAGUCUCGGGGUCUGGACCUGUCCCGGGUCAGGACCUGUGUGGUGGUGGCAGAGGAGCGUCCCCGGAUCGCCCUGACCCAGUCCUUCUCCAAACUCUUCAAGGACCUGGGCCUCCACCCUCGGGCCGUCAGCACCUCGUUCGGCUGCAGGGUCAACCUGGCCAUCUGCCUCCAGCCUCACAGGCUGGGGAAACUUGCCGAUCAGGGAACCUCAGGACCCGACCCCACGACAGUGUUCGUGGACAUGAGGGCGCUACGACACGACAGGGUCAGACUGGUAGAGAGGGGGUCACCACACAGUCUACCACUGAUGGAGUCUGGGAAGAUUUUACCGGGCGUCAGAAUCAUCAUUGCAAACCCUGAGACAAAGGGACCAAUGGGAGAGUCGCAUCUGGGCGAGAUCUGGGUUCACAGUGGACACAACGCCAGUGGAUACUUCACGGUCUACGGAGACGAGGCCCUCCAGUCAGACCACUUCAGCUCCAGACUCAGCUUCGGAGACACUCAGACCGUCUGGGCUCGGACCGGGUACCUGGGUUUCCUCCGCAGGACCGAACUGACCGACGCUAGUGGAGAGCGCCAUGACGCCUUGUAUGUGGUGGGGGCUCUGGAGGAGGCAAUGGAGCUGAGGGGGAUGAGGUACCACCCCAUCGACAUCGAGACGUCCGUCAUCAGGACACACAAGAGCAUCACAGAGUGCGCUGUGUUCACGUGGACCAACCUGCUGGUGGUGGUGGUGGAGCUGGACGGGUCGGAGCAGGAGGCCCUGGACCUGGUUCCUCUGGUCACCAAUGUGGUUCUGGAGGAGCACUACUUAAUUGUGGGCGUGGUGGUGGUCGUCGACAUUGGCGUCAUCCCCAUCAACUCCCGUGGCGAGAAGCAGCGGAUGCACCUGCGCGACGGCUUCCUGGCCGAUCAGCUGGACCCCAUCUACGUGGCCUACAACAUGUAGGAGACAAGCUGCUCCUGGACCAGAACCGGACCGGCUUCGUCUCUCAGGCUCGUUGCUGUCGUACCGACUGUUUACUGAAACCUGGAGGAAAAGGACAAUCUAUGAAAGACUCUGGCUUUUAAACUUUGUGUGCUCACUUUCCUCUUAAGUAUUGGCUUUUUUUUUUUUUUUUUUUUUUUUUAAACACAUCCUUUAAAACUUUAGGCUAUUUUUUGAAACGGAUAUUUACACAAAAACAAACUGGCAGAAAUAUUUACGUUUUUACAAUGUCAGCGGUUACAAAAUGUGUGAUACGUUUUGAUACAAGGCCGGAGUCGAAGGUACGACACUUUUGUUACAUGUUCAGCUUUGUUUUUGUUACUUUUUUUUUAAUUUUCUGAACAAACCGUCCCGUCUGUAGGAAAAUCAGCACUAGUUUUCAUCAACUAACAGCUGCAGCCUUUAACUCCGUUGUUUUUCUGUUCAAACAUCCAUUCAUAUCAUGUAAGUAUGUACAAAAUAAAACUGAUUUAAUUUAUUUUGUUUCUCUUUUAGAAGUAUAUGACGAGACGUUCAAGAAUGUUCUGCUCUUGAAUAUUUGCUAAUAUAAAAAAACCCAACAAAAAGCAUUGUAUUAACUUGAGUGAAACAAUCACAUCAAGCAUAUUAUGGAAAGUAUAAGACGAUAGAUUCUAUUAAAGAUGAGUACAGGAUUCACCUGAUGGUUUUUGAUCUGUACGUCGGUCUGAAACAUCAGAUGAAGGAAAAGCUUCAUUCCAUUUUUUUCCACAUAAAGGUUUUUUCUAUUUCCAAUUAUAUCAGUCAAGAAGGUUUUAAUAGUUUUUAUCUCCAGAAGCUGAAAUCCUUCCGUUAAAUGAGUAAGAAGUUUCCUCAAAUGACUAAGUAAUCAAGUUUCUGAUCACUGCUGUCAGUUCAGACAAUACAUGAUACAAAAGAAAAGCCUCAGACAAUAUUUUUUCAACUGAAGAAAAAUAUGAAUCAUUUAAUUUAACGUACAAGUAGAGUAAAAUAUGGUUUAAUUUAGUAAACGAAUGUUCAACCUGUGCUGCUAAGUGAAAAAGAAACUAAAACCUGUAUGUUUUUUGGUAAUACACUGAUUUUCUUUGAAUCAAAUUCUGUUUCCAUCUUUAUCUGGAGAAUAAAUCUCAGAUCUUAUGAUCAGGCUUUGCCUUUUAAUCAACCAAAAGUAAUUCUAUGUAUAAGAAUGAAGUUGUCAGAAUUUGUUAUUUCUCACUAAAUCAACCUUUAAACCUCAGCCAUUACAAAAUCUUGUGCGUUUAAAUAAUUAACAUGAUAAAAAUGGCUAAAACUUAAACAUGCAAGCCAUAAUAAUAGUAAACAUUUUAAAAUCAAUUAAAAAAUAAUUUUUAAAGGGAUUAAAGUUUUAACAGCCAAAGUUAUUUCUUUGUAGCAAUAAUUGGUUGAAAGUCAUAUAUUAGGUUUCAAUACAAUAUUUCACAUCUGAAAAGUGUUUAAAGCUUUUUUUUAUUAGACUGAAGUACUGCCAAAUCAGGAAAUCUUUUUCCAAUUUUUCCAGUUACUUUUUACUCCAUUAAAGUUAAUUUGUGGACAUUGAUUAGAUACAUUAUUAAAUAAGACUUAAAAAUCACACUAAAUGCAUCCUAUAUUACAAUUAAUUGAUCAUUUUCAUCUGCUGACAUCUAGUGGUUAAAAGGGGAAACUACAACAAACCAAAGAAGAACCAUGGUUUUAAUUAGAUUCUGUUUCAUUUUAUUCUGUUUAAACACGUUAAAAGUGAGAGUGUGGUAUGUUUUUACUUGACUGGAAUGAAGCUCUUCCCUCCAACCGACAGCAGAACUGGAUUUGAUUUUGUUUUGUUUGACUUUAGUGUUUUAUUUGGUUCGAACGCCGGUGAAUCGUCAACACACAGCAGCAGGAUUCUGUAAAUAUUAAAGUCCUUCAUAUUUUUACAUGACAGAUCAAUCAGGGCUCAUACAUGAUGUCACGACAUGAUCACAGAGACCCUUUAAAGACCUGUGGGGAGGUCAAAGGUCACAGCAAGACCACCUGUAGGAGUCGAAUGUUUGGAGGAUCUUAUUUUGGAAAAAGAAAAAAAGCACUUUGAUCACUGUUCGUUCCUCUGUCUCUUAUCAGCAAAUGUCGCCUGUUUUUUUUUUUUUAUGUCUUAUUUGAGUUGACAUGAAUAAAUAUUUCAACAAUUUUGACAAUAAAAAUAA